This is a messenger RNA of Suillus paluster, 2243 nucleotides long. Its product is annotated as JmjC domain-containing histone demethylation protein 1. Gene Ontology annotation, biological process: protein demethylation; regulation of transcription by RNA polymerase II. Gene Ontology annotation, molecular function: transcription coregulator activity; histone demethylase activity. The transcript has 8 exons. The record is from RefSeq and is a predicted model, not a curated record. The coding region runs from base 72 to 2117 and encodes 681 amino acids. NCBI's taxonomy places the organism in Eukaryota, Fungi, Basidiomycota, Agaricomycetes, Boletales, Suillaceae.
AAUUCCUUCGACUCGGCUCGCAACGUCUGCUCAGGUUUUUCGGCGACACUUCUUGAUAUUUCAAGUAACAGAUGGCUCGAAGUCGACGACGCGUUACACGUGCAGCAGCUCAGAAGUCACCAGAGCGCUCGCCAAGCUCGUCACAUUCAUCGUUGACUCCAAUGGAGGACGAACCAGAGCUCACGCUGGCGGAAUCCGCACCAACCAAGGCAGAUGAAGAUGUAUGCCCAUCAUGCAGAGAAGGCGUACAUGGAGAAAAGAACAGCUGGAUACGUUGUGAUGCUUGCAAGAUCUGGUUCCACUGGGCAUGUGUGGGAGACAGUAGUGACCUUGAGUUAAUUAACAAGUGGUUUUGUGGGCCAUGUAUGACAGAGAAGCCGUCGCGUGUGAUGACGCUUAAGGUACCUGCACGCAAGUCCUCACGGAAGCGUACACAAUUAGACUACGCGAGCCUCAACGCAGGAGUCGAUUCCGACCCGAGCAGAUGGCUACGAGUCAUUCAGAGCAAGCAGAUCAAGGACGACAAUUUCAGAAGAAUGAAGGGCGCCGACGUGGGCCUGGAAUGGUUGGAGAGCGACGAGACCGCGAUGCGUGAGCCAAUCGUGGUGGAGAAUCCGGAGGGACUUAGAAUGAAGAUGCCUCCACCCGAAUUCACAGUUCAAGACGUGGCAAAUGAAGUUGGUCACGAAACGCCUGUGGAGGUCAUUGAUGUCGCCACACAGUCAAACUCGCCUGGAUGGACGUUAGGGCGUUGGGCUGAGUACUAUAAUACAGAACCUUCAAAACGAGACAAGAUCCGUAACGUGAUAUCGUUGGAGAUUUCAGGGACGAAACUUGCAGACCAGGUGUUACCCCCAAGGUUGGUGAGAGAAUUGGACUGGGUCGAAAAGUUCUGGCCAAGCACACGCAAAGGGAAGGGACAUGCAUACCCAAAGGUGCAGUUGUAUUGUCUCAUGGGCGUUGCUUCGGCGUGGACAGAUUGGCACGUAGAUUUUGCUGGUUCGUCAGUCUAUUAUCAUAUACUUAGUGGAUGCAAGGUAUUCUACUUCAUACAACCCACACCAGCCAAUCUACAAGCGUACGAAAGAUGGUCCGGGACUGAGCUGCAAAGCAAUGUUUGGCUAGGCGACAUGGUGGAUGAGGUCGUGAAGGUCACUCUUCACACAGGUAAUACGAUGAUAAUACCAACCGGGUGGAUACAUGCUGUGCACACUCCUGUAGAUUCUCUAGUCUUCGGCGGAAAUUUCCUACACUCUUAUAACAUGGCAACGCAACUAAAAGUGAUAGACAUCGAGAAGGCAACGCAUGUGCCUAAGAAAUUCAGAUUUCCAUUAUUUGUCAAGCUCUGCUGGUACGUAGGCGACAAAUACUUGCGAGACCUGAAAUCGAAAGAAGAGUUUCCUCCCCGCGUUCUGGAAUCUCUUGAAGCUCUUGCUCGUUUUCUCGUGUCAGAGUCGCAAGCCAUGGAGCGCGGGACGGAGGUAGCAAAACGAGAAGCCAAGGAAAACGUCCCAAGUGAUCGCGUCAAGGACGCGCCAGCGAUGGCCCGUGAGCUGAGGUGGCGUGUGCGGCUCGCAGCAGGAACGACGAGUGACGACGAGGACCUCGGGCGCCCGAUCAAGAAGAACAUGGUGAAUGGUCACAAACGAAAGCGGUCGCCUGCUGGUGCAACCGUGGGCGUACAGUUCAGGAACUUCCAACCCCAAGGAUGGGAUGUGGUCAAUGAACUACCCCGGGAGUCAGGCGAACGGCUUGUGAAUGUUCACCCCCCAAAGACGGCGGACGGGUGGGAACGAGAAUGGACGGACUGGAGCAAAGAGUUUGAAGGUGAGAAUGAGGAGGAACAGGCGACUGUGGAGAAAACGAGAGAUGUGAUCAUCAAGGUCAGAAAGACCGAAGAUGGGGUGGAAAGGCAGCGGAUAGAACGGGUGAUGGAGAAGUGGGUUUGGAAAAAUGUGCCUUCGAAGCCAGAAGGAGACCCUCAAGAUGUUGAGAUGAAGCCUUUAGAAGACGAAAUUGUGGGAAGCGAGGAACUGACGAAGGAAGAGGAAGAGGGGGCUGAAGUUCCAGCCACGGUGCUGCUGGAAACAACUCAGGCGAUGGAGGUGACCGCAUAGCUAAUAGAAGCGCACUGUCUUGCAUGAUCUGAUCCAUUAUUACGAGUGUUAUGUUGUCGUGCACUUCUGAUUAGUUUUUUUGCUUCAUUUGCCCUGGGAAAUCUUAGUACUCGGACAACCUCGGUA